Molecule: messenger RNA, 7512 nt
Organism: Penicillium vulpinum
Lineage: Eukaryota; Fungi; Ascomycota; Eurotiomycetes; Eurotiales; Aspergillaceae
Product: 1-phosphatidylinositol-3-phosphate 5-kinase FAB1
Exons: 2
Coding region: 1-7512 (2503 amino acids)
Biological process (GO): phosphatidylinositol phosphate biosynthetic process
Cellular component (GO): endosome membrane; fungal-type vacuole membrane
Molecular function (GO): 1-phosphatidylinositol-3-phosphate 5-kinase activity; metal ion binding; ATP binding
Source: RefSeq, a predicted model, not a curated record
AUGGAUUCUCAGCAGUCCCAGGACUCAUGUAGUCCAUCUGCGUCUUCCAACUCGCUUCCUCUUGGGCGACGUGGAUCACGCGACUCUAUGGCCACGACUCAGACUGAACGAGAAUCGAUGAAUGCAGCUCUGGAUCACUACCAUAAUGCAGCGUAUCAGUCUGAAUCGCUCACUCUCUUCAACGAGUUCACUAGUCCGCCGGCUCCGGCUGCUACAUCGGAUGAGAAAGGACUAUCUGACGAAUUACAAGGUGGACUAAGCGGUCUAUAUAGUCGCUUUAGGACGUCCGUCGGGGGGGUGAGGGAUAUUGUCAGUGGCGGUGGAAAGUCUACAGACAAAAAUGCGACAGAAGUUCCUGCAGUCAAGAGUACUAUGUCGGAGCGUUUAAUGGCAAAACCAGUCUCAGAGCUAGCCACAAGCUCCGCUGAUUAUCCACCGUCGCAGCCAAACUCGUCACAAGGAUCAAGACUUCACUCGCCUGUUGUGUCAGAUUUUCACCAUCAUCAAGAUUCUGUACAACAAUCGAACGUAGGAAAGGGAUCAAGAAUAUCCUCCAAAAAUGGUAGCAUAUCGUCAAAAGCCUCCGUCUCACCAUCUGCUGGAAUCAAGCCCUGUAUCGCACCAUUAACGAAAGCCACUGGUAGCGCCAGUGUGGCAGAUCCUACAGUCACUCAGUUCCAUGUGAACGUCAUCGGAAACCCCGACCGUUCAAGAAGCAGCUCCGUCAAUGGCCCCUUCCAGGGAGGCCAUAAUGCAGAACCAACAAAUAUCGGCAGCAAAGAAGGCCCUAUGGAUAUCUCCACAAGUCAAACAUCCUCUUCAUUGAGCCAGAACCUUUCUAGUUCGCCAAUUCUGUCAGCAAAGAUGUAUGACAGUCACCAUGAGGACUACAACCCCAAAGAUUCACUCUUUUCGGCAACGUAUACUCCAGACAAUCAGUCUCGGAAGUCCGUCUCUACUCCAGAUCAACAAAAGCUGCCCGAGAACUCCUCUCAAUCAAUUAAUAUGCGAAAUCUUAAGCAACCUGAACCAGUUCAGGACCAUAUAUCUGAGCAUCUGGGAGAAAGAUCAAAAUCACGAACAUCUUUCCCGUAUGAAGAGCCGAAAGCUUCAGUUUCUGCGUCGAACAGUCUAUCAAGGCUUUCCUCUCGUGAUGAAGUACCAUACAAUUCUGAAAAACUCCCAUCUAACAUGGAGACAACUAUUCCUCGUGACGGUGCCGACGCCAAUGAGCCUUCAAGGGUUGGAGCCCCAGGCAGAUCCAAUGAAGAGUCAACAUCCUCAACCCGAGCAGCACGACUGCCUGGCUAUGUGAUCUCGCGGGCCUCCACGGCUGAAACUACCACAACUGUCUCUUCUUCUUUGUCCCCUUUGAACACUUCACUCGAUCGGGGUAAUGGUCAAUAUCUACAAGCCAGGCGCCAACCUCCCGGGGACAAUGUUUUGUCGCAGCUCAGGAGUAAACUGCUCAGCAGGGAUUUCUGGAUGCGGGAUGAGAAUGCCAAAGACUGCUUUCAUUGCGGAGAACCUUUCACGACGUUUCGCAGAAAACACCACUGUCGAAUUUGCGGUCAAAUCUUUGAUUCGAAAUGCACUCUGCUUGUUUCCGGAACACGAUUCGGACAGCCUGGAAGUAUUCGGGUUUGCAAACCAUGCGAGAAGAUGAUAGAUGCACACGACGAUGAUUCAUCUGAGUUUUCCGAUAGCGAGCAGAGCCCCGUAGUGACCAACCCCCGGGUUAGUGAACUCAGCUGGACCAAUACUGGACGGACAUCUGCGGAUGAUGAUGAUUCAUCUUCAGUUGUAUCUCAAUCGAUCGAUCACGUUCUGAAAACCCCCACGAUGGCCAUACCGGCCACACGACGUGCUGGAGAGGGACAUAACAGCCGCUCGGCAAUUCUUGAAAUUGAUUCCGAUCGCCCUCUGCCACGGCCUACCUCUUCGCGCUCUCUGCGGUCCUCACUGGGUGGCAGAACACACUCCAUCAAUCACAAACGUCACCACUCUCGUCAGCAAUAUAUUCGGGGCUUCAAGCCAGAUCAUGAAGAUCGAGCCCCCUUCCAACGCCGACAUGCAGACGACAUUGAUGCUGCUGAAUCUCGACUCCCUGCCUUUCAUAGAGAUAACAUCAUUGACCCUGAUCUUGCUCAAUAUCUCUCGGACGAUGCAUCCAGCGGCGAUGAACAACCUAGUCUCUUGUCUGCAGUGUCUGAGGGUACUCUGUCCAAGAGUGGGGGUGAAAGUGAGAGGGCAUCCUUUGGUGGGCUUCUCGCUGCCAUGAAAAAAGGCAGAUCUGCUUUUGGAGAUCGAGGUUCUCCCACAAUGAAUCGAGAUGCAGACGAGGCCAGUAUCACCAGUUCAAGAGCUGUGAAUUUACCUCGUUUUUCCCGUCGACGAAAUAUGAGCGUUACUAGUGGUUAUCAACCACGUCAUUCACCCAGGACAUCAAAGGACAAUAUGCUUCCUCAUGAUACCUCAGUGCCGGCUAUAUCUUUACCCGAGGGCUCAAAGCAGGUCGGCUUCAAGAUGACUCGGAGUUCAUCAAUGAGGGGCAAUGAUGCACCACCGGUGGAAUUUAACAAAGCCAGUCUGGAACACGUACGAAAGCUUCUCCAUCAACUGCUUGUAGAAUCUGCUGUACCAAAUGGUGACGGCUGGGAAAAUGCGUUGAUGCCAAUACUCUUGAAAGCAGCAGAUGAGGUCGAUCCAGAUGUCCAAAAAGGGGAUGAUAUGGACAUUCGACACUACGUCAAAGUGAAGAAGAUUCCGGGUGGACGGCUUGGCGACACUUCUUAUGUAUCGGGUCUCGUUUUCACCAAAAAUUUGGCUUUGAAAGGCAUGUCACGGAACAUUUUACGUCCAAACAUCUUGAUCAUCACAUUUCCCCUUGAAUAUGCUCGUCAGCAACAACAUUUUAUGAGUCUCGAACCUGUCAUUCGACAGGAGCGUGAGUUUCUAGAGAAUCUGGUCAGUCGGAUCUCAGCACUGCGUCCAAACUUGCUGUUGGUCGAGAAAACUGUUUCUGGCCUGGCUCUUGGCCUCCUCGAGCAAGCCGGAAUCGCCACUGCAUACAACGUGAAGGCAUCUGUUCUCGAGGCUGUGUCGAGAUGUACGCAGACUAGAAUUAUGACAUCUAUGGACAAGCUCUUGACGGCCACAUUGCAUAGUGAAUGUAGCAGUUUCGACGUGAAAACCUAUGUCCAUAAUGGUCGAAAGAAAACAUACAUGUACAUCUCCGGCUGUCCAAAAGAGCUCGGAUGUACCAUUAUCCUACGCGGAGGAGAUGAACAAGUCCUCGGGAAAGUGAAACAGAUCACUGAGUUCAUGAUCUACGUUGUAUACAAUCUCCGCCUGGAAACAUGUUUGAUACGAGAUGAAUUUGGAAGGAUAUCAACCUCGCCAACAGGAGAGUCAACACUCGUGGCCGACAAAGACAAGAAAUUCAAUCUGCAGAUUGGCACUCAUGAAGGCGACGCACACCUGGGCAACCCAUCUACUGUUCAACAGGGAACGAACGAGAAACUUGGUGAUACCUCUGAUAGCCAAAUUCUCGUUGAUACCGAUGCUGCGAAAGUUCCAGACAACAUCCCAAUGCCGACAUACUAUAACGAUAUGGUUAGAGAUUACGAGACAAAGAUUGUGUCGACCUCGCCUUCCGUGAAAUUCGAGGCUCCGUAUCUCUUGACACGUGCUCGCGAAAUGGAACGCAGACUUUCGUAUUUGAAAUAUCUUCGUGAUAAAGACGGCAACUCUGAUCAGAUCGUCGAUGAAAAAGCCAAACCGCAGAAAUUUGUCCUCAUUACCCCAGAGAUGGUCGAUCAAUCACCACAAGAUGCCCCAGCAAAAGUCAAGGAAGUAUUGCGUGCUGCGCAUGAAGCCGAGUACGAUCGGGCACUUUAUCACCAUCAAACCCAAAAACGCCAGUGGGAAGCCUAUGUGGCGGGGAACUCUAACAUGUUUGACCCUUAUUCACAUCAAAAUAUAGUCGUUCUCUACAGUGUUGUGUGCACAACAACAUCAGUCCCCUGCUUAGGGCCAGAUACAUUUGCCCUGGAGUUCUACAAUGAGCGUGGAGAUAACAUGGUCUUCGAAUCAGAUCUCGCCCUUGGGCAGUAUGUCGAGGACCUUUGUCACGCAGCAAAUUCUGUAUGCACCGUCAACGGCUGCGAGAAGCGCAUGUUCGAACACCACCGCCAGUAUGUCCAUGGAGAGGCUCAGAUCAGCGUCCUGGUCCAGCCUUAUCCUUCUAAGCUCCUUGGGCUCGACAAUGCCGUGCUGAUGUGGAGCUGUUGCAAAAUUUGCGGCAGUGAAACUCAAGUCAUCCCUAUGUCGCGGAGCACAUGGAAAUAUUCAUUCGCAAAAUACUUGGAGCUGUCCUUCUGGGGCAGAGACUUGCUUGCUCGUACUGGGGGUUGCGCCCAUGAUUUGCGGCGGGAUUAUCUCCACUAUUUUGGCUACAGUGGUCUUGCUUUGCGAGUCCAGUAUGACUCUAUUCGUCUUCUCGAGAUUAUCGUUCCACGUCCUCGUGUUACUUGGAAGGUAGACAACGACCUGAAGCUGAGGAACAAAGUCUAUUUGAGUACCGAACAACGGCUCAACAAAUUCAUGGCAUCUGUUCAAGACCGUUUGAAAGGCAUCAACGUCCAGAGUGUUGUUCCCGAACUGCUAGAGAGCUGCAAGGCGGAAAUUGAGACUUUGAUUGAGAAAGGUCAUGAAGACCAUAGCACUUUGGUUCGGCACCUACAAGACAAAUACACAAGUUCUCGCUACUGGGAGGUCAUACCACUGAAUGGAGUCCUUCGUGCAAUUCAAGAAAAGGUUGUCGAAUGGGAUACAACAUUUGCUGAUUUUGAGAUGAACUUUUUCCCAUCCGAAAAGGAUAUCAAGCAUAUGGCAACGCUGCAACUCAAAAAGAUAUUCCUCGACAAAGAUGCAACAUCGGUUUCUACAGAUGAUGCCCUUCAGACUCCUACGGACGUUGAAGACGAAAACUACCAGGCAGUUGACAGGCCACCGCUGAUGCGACGCAUGACACUUUCACCGGAAAAGGCACAGGAUGUACUGGUCUCCGUUGUCGAGGAGCAUUCUGGCAAAAAGCACCGCGAGGAAUUCCAAGAACUAGAGUUGCCCUCACCUCCAGCUUCAACCGAUGAAGCAUCUUUAUCGGCCGAUGCAGCCGGUACAACGAGGUCUUCUCCCCAGGAUGAGGCUGUAUCACAAGAAGAAGUCCGCCAUCUCGACUUGGCUGUUCCAACUGGUCAAUCAGAACGCAUUUCCGUCAGCCAUGCUGAAAUUCCGGAUCAAUCUACAAUGAAGACUGACCUCCCUGUGAUGAUCCCCGGUGAUGGAUCAUCGGAAUUAUCACCACCAGAAAGUUCUGAGAUUCCCGAUCAAGGAACCAAGAAUGAAACCGAAGACAACGGGCCUUCUGACAUGCCAAGUACGCCAGUACGUCGGCCUUCAGCCAUACCGAGACCCACCGAACCAGGCUUUCGACGCUCCGGUAAGACACGAUCUCCUCCGCUUUUGCGUACCCAGUCUCAGCCGGCAAAUCUACCACGAUCAUCUCACAUCAUUCCACUUGCAGGGUUAAAAAUGGCGUUCACCAAUCCAAUCGAUCCAGAAAAGCCUGCAGUCCAAUCACCAACAAAGUCAUCGGAUAGAAAGCUGAGCGAUCGUUUAGGCUUUAGUUCCCUCAAGAGUGCCCGAUUUGCAUCGGGUCAGUCGCUUAUCCCACGGUCUGCUCCAGGUAAAAGGGGAAUCUCGCAGGUUUCCAAUCUUGCCAGGCAUUUUGAGCAAUUGAGUCGUGAGUUCGAAAAAGAGCGACAGCGCGAAAGGCGUCAACGUGCUGCAAAGGGUACUCACUCCCGAGCAUUCCCAUUGGCGUCCUCGAAGCCCAUCGUAGAGGUAUAUCGAAACGUACGAGAGGCUGUUGAAGAACGCGAACCACCGGUCGAUAGUGAUGAAUCUUUGCCCUCGGCUCCACGGAUCCCAAUGGACGACAUGAGUCGCAAAAGUGAUGAACUUAGGAAUCAUGAUACAACUCAUGAUGAGCCCUCUCUGCCAAAUGAUUCUCCCCCAGAACCUACGGAAGUAGACAGUGCACUCUGUCCUGACAGUCAAAUAUUAUCUAGCGGCGAAGCAGAUGAUCACCAAAGUGAUGAGGAUCAAAACAUGGUUGAAGAUCUCCAUCCGGUAGAUUCCCAUGAAGAGCCCAAACACUCACCAGAGGACGAUUCAAGUGAAUUCAAAGAACUGCCUAAACAUGAGCGUCAUAACCUUCUGAAAAUGCUAACAAACUUCUGGUCUGAACGUUCUGCAAGUGGGUGGGCGUCUCUUGACUAUCCACUCACUGUCCUAGAUCAUGUCUUUGCUGAUAGCAAUAUUAUUGUUCGCGAAGAUGAACCAAGCUCUUUGGUAGCGUUCGCUUUGGACUCUUCCGACUAUAAAGAAAAACUCUCAAGCAUUCAACAGCGGUUUGACGAGGUGGAAGAACACAAAACAGAUGCCGGAGAUAACAUGGAGGACACGAAUGAAGCACGAGUCGAACAUGCUCUCUUGCGACCUACGGGCACACACCUUAAGUAUCAAUUCCAAGAAGGCCCGGCCAAGAUGCUUUGCAAAGUGUUCUACGCCGAGCAGUUUGAUGCGCUGCGCAAAAAGUGUGGUGUGGCAGAUCGAAUCGUCGAGUCAUUGUCUCGGUGCGCAAAGUGGGACUCAAAAGGUGGCAAGACAAAAUCGUUGUUCCUGAAGACCCUUGACGACCGUUUCAUUCUCAAAUCGCUCUCAACAAUUGAAACGCAGGCUUUUCUCAAAUUUGCCCCGGCCUAUUUCCAAAUCAUGUCCGAGGCCCUGUUCCAUGAACUCCCUUCCGCAAUCGCCAAGAUGUUUGGCUUUUACCAAGUCAUCAUCAAGAAUCCAGUCACAGGAACAGAAUUCAAUUGGUUCUUGUUACUAAUGGAGAACUUGUUCUACGACCGUGUCCCUACGCGCAUAUUUGAUCUGAAAGGCUCGAUGCGAAACCGCAAAGUAGAGAGCACCGGUGAACGGGAUGAGGUUCUCUUGGACGAAAACAUGGUGGAUUUCAUCUAUGAGACACCUCUGUUUGCCCGCGAGCACUCAAAGAAGCUUCUUAGCCAAAGCGUAUGGAAUGAUACACUCUUCUUAGGUCGUCAAGACGUCAUGGACUACUCGCUCAUGAUCGCUAUCGAUGAAAGCCGCAAUGAACUGGUGGUAGGGAUCAUUGACUGUAUCCGCACCUACACCUGGGACAAGAAACUCGAGUCCUGGAUCAAGGACAAAGGAUUCGCUGGCGGUGGCCGUAAUCGACCAACGGUCACAAGUCCCAAGGAGUACAAGGGCCGUUUCCGUGAGGCAAUGGCGAGAUACGUGCUUCAAGCACCAAGCUGCUGGCAUCAAUUCCAAUCACCUGCGAUGUACCGCUAUGAGAACCAGAUCACUGAAGUCGAGACUGUUGAUAAGAGCAGGUUUACCGAAGACACUAGCUACUAA